AUGGAGGGGGCUGGGUGGUCUCCACACCUCGAGGGCGUGCUGACCCCGCAGAAGGCAGGGCCAGUUGGGGGCAAGGAGCUUGGCGGGAGGGGCAUCGGCGGGACCCCUGCCCGGCCAGGUGGGGCCGCGGGGAAGAACAAGGUCCGCGAUGCCCCCGUCCCCCAAAUCGCCCCAUUUCGGCCCUCGCUGUGCGGGUCUGCUGUCCGUGUACGCAUGCCGUGUGCACGCCGUGUGCACGCCGUGUGCACGCCGUGUGCACGGGAGGGCGGGUGUGAAUCCACCACGGCAACCAUCACAACCACAACCGCCACAGCCACCACCGCCAACAUCGCCACAGCUGCCGCCAUGAGAGGCGUCUCUAGGCGCCUUCUGCUGGGCUUUCUAGCCUUGGCCAUGGCUUCCUGGGCUCAGUCUUCAAGCACUACGAUUGUGACCACCACUACAACCACAACUCCGACAACAAUCACGACAACUUCUACAGACAUAACCUCCAGUGCGGUCACAACUUCACCUGCAGGCAACAUAACCUCUACAGCCGUAACCUCCAGUGCAGUCACAACUCCACCGGCAGGCAACCCAACCUCUACAGCCGUAACCUCCAGUGCCGUCACAACUCCAACUGCAGACAACACAACAUCUACAGUCGUAACCUCCAGUCCACCUGCAGACAACACAACCUCUACAGCCGUAACCUCCAGUCCACCUGCAGACAACACAACCUCUACAGCCGUAACCCCCAGUCCAACUGCAGACAACACAACCUCUACAGCCGUAACCUCCAGUCCAACUGCGGACAACACAACCUCUACAGCCGUAACCUCCAGUCCAACUGCGGACAACACAACCUCUACAGCCGUAACCUCCAGUCCAACUGCAGACAACGCAACCUCUACGGCUGUAACCUCCAGUCCAACUGCAGACAACACAACCUCUACAGCCGUAACCUCCAGUGCGGUCGCAACUCCAACUGCAGACAACACAACCUCUACAGCCGUAACCUCAAGUGAGGUCACAACUCCAAUUGCAAACACAACGACCCCUGAUAGCACCACACCUGCAGGUCAGGCUGACCCCUGCAAUUUUAUAGACUGUGGACAGGCCCUGUGUCAGAAAUUGAACUCCACGGGUUUCUGCUUGUGUCCUGAAAGAUUGUAUUUCAAAAGUUCAACUUGUUAUUCAGGUAGAAGUUUCUCUGGAAUGGUCAACAUGGAAUCAAAUUAUGACCCCAAGAUCCACAAUAAAGAGAGCAAGGAAUAUCAAGAUCUCUUUAACACUCUGAUGGAGUUUUUUGUUGCUGCGUUCAAAAAUGAGAGUGAUUAUGGACAGACAGUGAUUGUGAAGGUGGAAACAGUCAGGUGA
Molecule: messenger RNA, 1359 nt
Organism: Tachyglossus aculeatus (Australian echidna)
Lineage: Eukaryota; Metazoa; Chordata; Mammalia; Monotremata; Tachyglossidae
Exons: 8
Coding region: 1-1359 (452 amino acids)
Source: RefSeq, a predicted model, not a curated record